CUCGACGCAUGGAGAACGUUUCUCCCAUCUCUCCCGUAGAAGCUCUGGUUUCCAGCAUUGUCCGGGAAUCGGACAAGUAUCCCAGAAACUAUUCGCACCCUGUCACCUACGGUGUCGGUGGCUUUCGAACGAGAGCUGAAUAUGUCCCCAGCAUUGCCUUCCGGACGGCCGUUGUCGCCUGUUUGUGCUCCAUGAAACACCAAGGAGAUGUCGUUGGAAUCAUGGUCACUGCAUCGCACAACCUGUAUCGGGAUAACGGUGUCAAAAUUACCAACACUCUCAGUGAGGCCGUUGCGUCCAAGUGGAAUUCAUUUUUGAACCAAAUCGUCAAUGCUGACUCGGCAGACGAGCUGACGAUGUGUCUCUACCGUCUCUUCGAAAAGACGGGCAUCGAGUUGAACACAAUGCCCCACACUGUGGUUGCCCGGGACACUCGUCCGUCCUCUCCCCAGUGUGUAGAUGCGAUUCUUGACGCGUUCAAAGUCUGCAAGGCCGCUUAUGAAGACUUUGGACUGCUCACAACUCCCCAAUUGCAUUAUAUUGUUAAGGCUUACCAUACCCUUGAUACGCCCGAGUCCAUCGGAACUCCCACUGAACGUGGCUACUACGAAAAGCUUGCCCGUGGCUUUUUGUCUAUGAUGGAAGGCAGAGCAUCGCGCGGAACCCUGUACAUCGACGCUGCAAACGGUGUGGGGGCUCUGAAGUUAAAACCGUUACUGGCUUUUCUUGAUGAGGACGUUCUUCAAGUUAAAAUUAUAAAUGACAGCGUUGAUAACCCUGAACGUCUCAACUAUCAGUGUGGAACUGAUUUCGUAAAGACACAGCAGAAGCCGCCCAUUGGAAUCCAGUUUUCAAAACACCAGCGCUGUGCUUGUUUUGAUGGUGAUGGUGAUCGGCUCGUUUACUUUAGUUGUGGAAUUCGCUGCUUCCAUCUGCUUGAUGGCGACAAAAUUGCCGCACUUUUCACCAUUUUCCUUCUUGAUCUUAUUCGUGCCGCUGGUUUGGAACUGAAAAUAGGUGUUGUACAGACCGCAUAUGCUAAUGGCUCCAGUACUACAUUUUUCCAAAAGUCGCUAAAGGUGCCUGUUGUUUUUGUAUCUCCUGGUCCAAAAAAUUUGCAACAAGGUUGCCAAGCAUACGAUAUCGGUGUGUGUUUCGAGGCUAAUGGCCACGGAACCGUAAUUUUCUCGCCCUCAGCUCGAGCAACAAUCAUGAAUUACGAAGUUUCUUCUCCGGCCCAGUUUUCCGCUUUGCGGAUGAUCAAAAAUUUCAUGGCACUGGCGAACCAAUCGAGUGGUGAUGCGCUUGCUAACAUGUUGUUGGUUGAAGCGGUGUUGUGUCACAAGAAUUGGACGCUGAAGGAGUGGAAUCAGUUGUACACAGAGUUACCCAAUUUUCUCAUUCGUUGUGAGGUCAAUGAUCCAAGCAAGUUUACCACAAUGGACGCUGAGCGUCGACUUGUAACACCUGAAGGCAUGCAGGCAAAGGUGGAUGCACUUGUCGCAAAAUAUACAAACGGCCGGGCGUUUGUACGUUCUUCUGCAACAGAAGAAGCUGUUCGAGUUUACGCAGAAGCCAGUACGCGCGCUGAAGCCGAAGAUUUGGCCCUGCACAUCGCUGAUGCUAUUCAUUAGAUUGAAUAUUGCUUUCUAGUCAGGUUUGCAUCUUUAGAUGCGUUUCGUUCGUAUGCGUUUCCUCACGAAUUUCCUUUCCUAUUCUUUUUUGAUGAUCUACGACUAUGAAGUUCUAAUGGGAUUCUUCUCAUCAAACACAUAAAUACUAUGUCCUUUUUAUAGAGGAACGACAUGCAGGGGUUGUUAGGGGUAUUAGAGGUCGAC
Messenger RNA from Schizosaccharomyces japonicus yFS275, 1838 nucleotides. Its product is annotated as phosphoacetylglucosamine mutase. Gene Ontology annotation, biological process: UDP-N-acetylglucosamine biosynthetic process; carbohydrate metabolic process. The record is from RefSeq and is a predicted model, not a curated record. NCBI's taxonomy places the organism in Eukaryota, Fungi, Ascomycota, Schizosaccharomycetes, Schizosaccharomycetales, Schizosaccharomycetaceae. The transcript is spliced from 5 exons. The coding region runs from base 9 to 1634 and encodes 541 amino acids. Gene Ontology annotation, molecular function: intramolecular phosphotransferase activity; phosphoacetylglucosamine mutase activity.